UGUCGACAAUAUUACAGAUCAAGGAGCUGAGAGCACAACUCAACAUAGAAGAGAAAGAGAGGAGCCAUAAUGAUGGUAUCGCCGUCAAGGAAGAGGAAGCAGCACCACCGGCGCCGGUGACGGCCGAUGAUAUGCCGGAUAUGGGUCACCGUACGCCGCCGCUACUACCGGCGGAGAUCGAGUACGAGAUGUUCAACAUAUUCCCACGCGCCGACAGCUUCAAGGAAGGGCCAGCCGACAGCAGCGACUCGAGCGCCGUCCUGAACGAGGAGGGACACUGCCACGUGGCGGCGGUCGAGAUGACGUUGGGGUGUUUUGGUAAUUUCGUGAAGAUGGAAGAGCAUGGAGAUCUCUUCACCGGAGAGGAGGCUUGCAAGCUGUUCGCCGACGACGAACAGUGGGGGGUCUGAAGAAGAAACCAGACGAGGGAGAGAACACGGAGGGUAAAACCGGAAUGGAGAAAAAUCGACCCACGUGCGGUUUUGGUGAGAAUUUGAAGCACGUGCAGCCGUAACCCUAAUGGUUUUCGCCAUGACUUUAUAAAGGAUUGGUGGAAAAAAGAUUGAAAUAAUUAAGCUGGCAACAAAAUUUUAAUGUGACGGAAGAAAAUUUUAAUGUUACCCUGGAUUAAGUUUAAGUAGUAAUUAGUUCGUAUACUAUCA
Molecule: messenger RNA, 662 nt
Organism: Tarenaya hassleriana
Lineage: Eukaryota; Viridiplantae; Streptophyta; Magnoliopsida; Brassicales; Cleomaceae
Product: homeobox-leucine zipper protein ATHB-5-like
Exons: 2
Coding region: 132-410 (92 amino acids)
Source: RefSeq, a predicted model, not a curated record